This is a messenger RNA of Syngnathoides biaculeatus (alligator pipefish), 469 nucleotides long. Its product is annotated as BUD13 homolog. The transcript has 2 exons. The coding region runs from base 35 to 469 and encodes 144 amino acids. The record is from RefSeq and is a predicted model, not a curated record. Lineage: Eukaryota; Metazoa; Chordata; Actinopteri; Syngnathiformes; Syngnathidae.
AUAGAAAAAUAAGCCCAAACUUCAGUCCCUGAGAAUGAUUCCUCCGUUUGCUGCCUGGACUCAAGCGUAUAAAACGCUUCAGGUGGCAUCACGUAUAGGAUUUGCAGAGCCCUUCUCCACCGAUGGAACUGCAGGCCCCGGCAGCUUAAAGGAGCGAGAGGCGAUCAUGGAUGGGUCGCCACCGAGACAGGAGGAAGAGGCGGCCGUGGGUGGGUUGCCACUGAGACAGGAGCGUGAGGCCGUCGUGAAUGGGUCGCAGCUGAGAGAGGCACGAGAGGCGGCCGCGGAUGGGUCGCCACCGAGGCAUGGGCGAGAGGAGGCUGUUGAGUGGUCAUCGCCGAGGCGUGGGCGAGUUGCAGCCGUGGACCAGUCGCCCCAAAGACAGGAGCAAGAGGCAGACGUGGACUGGUUACCGCUGAGACAGGAACGUAAGGGGGCUUUGGACGGGUCACCACUGAGACAAAAGUGA